Molecule: messenger RNA, 2039 nt
Organism: Oncorhynchus nerka (sockeye salmon)
Lineage: Eukaryota; Metazoa; Chordata; Actinopteri; Salmoniformes; Salmonidae
Product: 5-hydroxytryptamine receptor 6-like
Exons: 3
Coding region: 305-1768 (487 amino acids)
Biological process (GO): G protein-coupled receptor signaling pathway, coupled to cyclic nucleotide second messenger; chemical synaptic transmission
Cellular component (GO): plasma membrane; dendrite
Molecular function (GO): neurotransmitter receptor activity; G protein-coupled serotonin receptor activity
Source: RefSeq, a predicted model, not a curated record
AAGCAGGACUAUUGGGCACGACGAAGAGAUAGAAUCAUUGCCGACACUUCUUAUCACAACUGCAACAGGAGCCAAUAAGAGGUUUUCACAGAAAUGACUGAUGGGCCCCUCUGUUAACCCUAUGAAGAAUGUGGUGAACGGAUGAUCAAAACAGGACCUCAGUGGCUUCUUUUUAUUCUUCUCAAGUGUCAGGAAAGCUUUAUCAGCACUAACUAGCACCAGAGGUCACAUACAUUUUGUGCUUCACAGCAAUUGUUGGCAUUCACAGACUGGAAGAGGAACAGGGAAGCUCUCACAUUGACCAAUGUCAACCACCGCUAUGGACAACUCAACCUUACCUGGCUUAGAGGCAGCAACUGCAAGUGGGGAUGCUGUUAACCCUUUAGGGAGUUCCAAUGGCAGCUUGUCCGAAACCAGUGCCUGGGGCAUCAGUGGCAGUGGUCCGUGGCUGUUGGCGUGCAUGUUAUCCCUCAUCAUCCUGAUGACGGCUUGUGGCAACACUCUGUUGAUCGCUCUGGUGUUUGCCCAACGCUCCUUACGCAACACCUCCAACUGUUUCCUGGUGUCUCUCUUCCUGUCUGACCUGAUGGUGGCUCUGGUGGUGAUGCCGCCGGCAAUGCUCAAUGUGCUGUACGGGGCCUGGGUGUUGUGGCCGGGCUUCUGCCCCGUGUGGCUCUGCUUCGACGUCAUGUGCUGUAGUGCCUCCAUUCUCAACCUGUGUGUGAUCAGCCUGGACCGCUACCUCCUCAUCAUCUCGCCGCUGCGCUACAAGCAGAGGAUGACCCCUCCUCGGGCCCUGCUUCUGGUGGGAGGGGCCUGGGGUCUGGCCGCCCUCACCUCCUUCUUGCCCAUCAAGAUGAACUGGCACAGCUUGGGUCAUGGGAGUGGCCAUUCCCCAAUGCACGGGGCUGGCAGUGCCAACGUCAGCACAUACCCAGAGCUGAGCUUGUGGUACCACGCCUCCUACUUCCAGCUGUCGCAGUCCGGUGGCCUGUCCUUCCAGUGCUGUCUGCGGGUUACCUUUCCUUUUGCCCUGGUGGCGUCAGUCCUCACCUUCUUCCUGCCAUCCAGUGCCAUCUGCUUCACCUACUGUCAGAUUCUCCUGGCGGCGCGGAGACAGGCGAGGCGGGUGGCGGCGCUAAGUCAACCUCCGUACCCGCAUCAUUCGCCUGGGGAGCCUUCUCACCCUCCAUCACCAGGUGGGGGCGCCGCCGGACAUGCUCACCUCGAAGGAGAUGACUACAGUCAUCAGGAGAACCCUGUGUCACGCCACGUGCCGUUGUCGGUGAACAGCGAGCGGCGGCUGGCCCACCGCCAGGGACGGAGGGCAGUGAAGGCCAGUCUGACCCUGGGAGUCCUGCUGGGCCUCUUCUUCAGCGCCUGGCUGCCCUUCUUCAUCACCAACAUGGCCCAGGCGGUAUGUGAGUGUGUUCCCCCGGCGCUCUUUGACGCCAUCACCUGGCUGGGCUACUGUAACAGCACCAUGAACCCCAUCAUCUACCCGCUGUUCAUGCGUGACUUCAAACGGGCCCUGGGGAGGCUGCUGCCCUGCUGCUCCACCCACUCGCCCCACAGACCCUCACUGGCGCUCUCCCUCUCCCUCCGCAACUCCGGUGAGCCCAACCUGCCCACGGAGCCCCCCUCCCUGACCUCCGACCCCCCACAGCCCCCCGCCACCGCCACAGACUCCGUCAACCUGUUUGACAACGACCACGCAGGGAUUGAGCUGCCCCUGCUGUUGCCCAAUCAGGUGGACACGCUGGACUGAAGGGGAGGAUGGAGAGUAGAGUGUGAAGAGAUGUUACAUACUGUAACUUAUUACCACCAAGGGGAAAGGUUGGAGGAAGGUGUAAUGUUAAACUCAUCAAAGCAGCACUUGUGGGUGGUAGCAAGUUGGAAAAAUAAUCUAGACUGUGCAAUUUAGUGAGCAUACAGGGCAGGAGUGGAUGAGAGAGAGCUAGGUGCUGAGAAUCACUGGGUGACUGCAUUAGAUGACAUCACUGUGAUAACAAUUAUAAAAAAUGCCAGGGACUCAUUCA